This is a messenger RNA of Cannabis sativa, 484 nucleotides long. RefSeq lists its product as uncharacterized. NCBI's taxonomy places the organism in Eukaryota, Viridiplantae, Streptophyta, Magnoliopsida, Rosales, Cannabaceae. The transcript has a single exon. The coding region runs from base 143 to 346 and encodes 67 amino acids. The record is from RefSeq and is a predicted model, not a curated record.
AAACCCAAAGGUAAGUUCAAUCUCAUCUUCGCCGAAAACAAAAAAUUGUAGAAAGCUUCUGAAAAGCUUCGAGAGAAACUAUCACCAAUUUAGUAGCAGCUUCUUCUUCUUCUUCUAAUUGAUCUUUUUGACUAAAGAAGCCAUGUUUUUUGUGUGCGUAAGCGACGUGGACGAAAGGGUUGUGUCGAGCCAAACGGCCCCUGGUAAUUGCCCAUUCUGUGGAGGACUGAUUCGGGCCUUGGAUGUUCAUUAUCAAUGGAGGCUAUGUUUUAUCCCUGUUUAUUGGAAAACCAAACGCAAAUUCUUAUGUACCCUCUGCAACCAACCACUCGUAGCUCUCCACUGAUUCUAUAAUUCUUCUUUUCUUUUUUUGUAUCAUAUUAUAGAUAGAUUGUAAUUAUUAUCAUAUAUUUUUUCAUUGCCCAUGUAAUUUUCUUUUAUUUCAAUAAAUAUAUGAAAAAAAACAAAUUUAUUUCAAUAAUAA